Olea europaea var. sylvestris is the source of this 964-nucleotide messenger RNA. Its product is annotated as ethylene-responsive transcription factor 1B-like. The record is from RefSeq and is a predicted model, not a curated record. The transcript is spliced from 2 exons. Gene Ontology annotation, molecular function: DNA binding; DNA-binding transcription factor activity. Gene Ontology annotation, biological process: ethylene-activated signaling pathway; regulation of DNA-templated transcription. Lineage: Eukaryota; Viridiplantae; Streptophyta; Magnoliopsida; Lamiales; Oleaceae. Bases 278 to 799 code for a protein of 173 amino acids.
UAAUAUAUCUUCUCUGUCAUACACCAGAGACGCCUUAAAACUAUCUUGCAGUAGGGGAGAAAAAAAAAAUCUAGACUCAACAAGUUGAGCAGUGAUGAUGCCAAGCCAUCCAAGUUGUUCGAGAAUCUUGGCUUUCAUAAUUGAAAUUAAUCAACCUUAUUCUAUACGAUUGCUUUCCCCCAAUUUUGGAAAUUUAUUAAGGUUGCACUCUUGCAGACUUGCAGCCCUUCAAGAUUGAAGAUUCCAUAGACGAUAGGGCAAAAAAACAAACUGGAGAAUGGAUUCCUCAAAGGGCAUACCUCCUUUCCAACAAGAAGAUGAAAUCUUACCAUUCAGUAGUGUUGCUGAGGAAGAAGCUAAAAAAGAAAAACAGUAUAUCGGAGUCCGAAAGAGGCCAUGGGGGAAAUUUGCAGCGGAAAUAAGGGAUUCGACGAGGAAUGGAAGGAGGGUUUGGCUUGGAACAUUUGACAGUGCAGAAGAGGCUGCAUUGGCAUAUGACCAAGCUGCAUUCGCAAUGAGGGGUUCAUUAGCUUCCAUUAACUUCCCCAUUGAAAUUGUGAAGGAAUCACUAUUAAGUAUUAGAUACAGAUGCAAGAAUGGUUCAUCCCCAGCUGCAGUCCUAAAGGAGUCAUACAAAAGAAGAGGUAAAUUCAUAAAGAAACAAGUUACUGAAAAAGAUGAAGUGUUGGUGUUUGAGGACUUGGGGCCUGAUCUAUUAGAUGAGCUACUAUCUCAAAGUUCAGGGAAGCCUUGUGAUUGCUUCACCAGUUACCACCUGGAGAAAGAGAACGGACAAUAACCAUGGGAAUAUGACAUAACUCCUAGUUAGGAAUAUUUGGGAUUUGAGAGAUUGAGUUUUCCUUAUCGCUAUGAUUUGUUGAUGUAUUUAUAUUUUUCUUUCAAGGAUUUGAAUCAGCAACUGAAUUACACGAGAUUAUUUACAAUGAAAUUUGCAUGGUUUGCU